GGUCCGGGUAUAGCUCAUCCCUAUGACAGUGGGCACAUAGCAAUGACUUACACUGGUCUGUCAUGUCUGGUUAUUCUUGGAGAUGACUUAAGUCGAGUAAAUAAAGAUGCCAUACUGGAGGGACUGAGAGCUCUGCAGCUGGAGGAUGGAAGUUUCUGUGCUGUGCUGGAAGGAAGUGAGAAUGAUAUGAGGUUUGUGUACUGUGCUUCCUGUAUCUGCUACAUGCUCGAUAACUGGUCAGGCAUGGAUAUGAAAAAAGCUAUAGACUACAUUAGAAGAAGCAUGUCUUAUGAUAAUGGCCUGGCACAGGGAGCUGGACUGGAAUCUCAUGGUGGCUCUACAUUUUGUGGUAUUGCAUCACUUUGUUUGAUGGGUAAACUGGAGGAAGUUUUUUCCGAAAAAGAACUGAACAGAAUAAGAAGAUGGUGUAUAAUGAGACAACAGAAUGGCUACCAUGGACGACCCAACAAGCCUGUAGACACUUGCUAUUCCUUUUGGGUGGGAGCAACAUUGAAGCUCUUGAACAUAUUCCAAUAUACAAAUUUUGAGAAAAACCGAAAUUACAUCCUGUCAACUCAAGAUCGCCUUGUUGGUGGAUUUGCCAAGUGGCCAGAUAGCCAUCCAGAUGCUUUACAUGCCUACUUUGGGAUCUGUGGUUUGUCGUUAAUUGGAGAACCUGGUAUUUGUGAAGUUCAUCCCGCCCUGAAUGUAAGCAUAAGAGCAUCAGAGCGCCUUCACUACCUGCAUCAGAUCUGGAACAAGGACUUUAAACAGUGUUCAGACCACACACACCUCUCUACAUGACUGAUUUAGACUUGAAUAUAGUUCUGGUAGCAUAAUUGUAGCCCAGGGUUAAAAGCCAUGUAUAACCAAUGUGCUCUUUUAAGUUCUGGAGUCAUACAAUCAGAUCUGUGUUGCCAGCAUCACUUUGAUAGGGAGUUGCCUUCAGCAGGUUAUGCUGCAUAGUGGAUAAAGGAGAUAUUUUGAUUAUGCAGGGAUUCGUCACUGCAAACUGUAAAUGGCUUUUCAAAUGGCUUUACUUCUAAGAAAUCCCUUGAGACUUUUGAACUUCAUUUUUAUUUUAUUUUUUUAAAUUUGUGCAUACUGUGUCAAAAUAUAUAAUAGAAAAGUAUUUUCAAAAUCUGUUUACAUACCAUACAGUAUAGCACAGAACCUUGGAGUUCUUUAUGAUCUUUCUGUUUGACAUAUUUUUGGGUGGAGAAUCUGCCAUAUUAAGUCUCAAGUUAAAAGUUAUCUUUCAUUGUUAGCUUUCUGAUUCCAUAAACUU
Acanthisitta chloris (rifleman) is the source of this 1288-nucleotide messenger RNA. It is a transcript of the gene PGGT1B, whose product is annotated as protein geranylgeranyltransferase type I, beta subunit. Gene Ontology annotation, biological process: protein geranylgeranylation. Gene Ontology annotation, molecular function: CAAX-protein geranylgeranyltransferase activity. Gene Ontology annotation, cellular component: CAAX-protein geranylgeranyltransferase complex. The record is from RefSeq and is a predicted model, not a curated record. Lineage: Eukaryota; Metazoa; Chordata; Aves; Passeriformes; Acanthisittidae.